AUGCAGAAGCUAUCGGGGCUUAGGAGCCUCGAGGGGUUCCGAUCCCUCGCUGGAUCCGCCUCGACGGCCAUGAAGGCCGCAAACCCCAGGCCCUCCCCGGAUACUAGGGGUACUUCGUACGGGAGCUUCGCCAAUCUUAAGAUCACAGCAGAGAAACUGGUCAAGGAGCAGGCUUCAGUGAAGACUGAUCUAGAAAUGGCGCAUGUCAAAUUGAGAAGAGCAACAGAACAGAUAAACCUUUUAGAGGGAAAACUUCAACAAGCUGUGAAUGAAAAUGCAAAGCUUAAGGUGAAGCAGACUGAAGAUUCGAAGCUCUGGCAGGGAUUAGAUUCGAAACUCUCCUCAACAAAGACCUUGUGUGAUCAACUGACUGAAACACUGCAGCAGCUAGCUAGUCAGACAGAACAAGCUGAGGAAGAUAAGAAGUUUUUUGAGGAGAUGCUUGGGAAGAAUUCCAAAGAUCUGGAUGCAUUCAACUGCCUGUUGCGUGAUUUAUCAACAAAACUGGAGGAUGCAGAACAAAAGAUAAUUUCAGGGCGACAGGAGAUGUUGCAGAUCAAACAAGAGAAAGAAGAGAUGGAUCAAAGUUACAAGGAACGACUGCAUUCAAAUGAUACUACGAUAAAGGAAAAAGAUUCCCUCAUCAAGCAGUUGGAGGGUUCAGUUGAGGAAAAUAAAUCCCGCUUGAUAUGUCUUGACUCCCGCUUGCAAUGCAUGGAGCAAGAGCUGAAACUAAAAGAUGAUGUUUGUAUCAGCCUGAAAGGAAACCUAGCAAGCAGUGAAAGUGAAAAGAACAGCUUGGAGCUUAUGAAUAAGGGACACAUUCUGGAAAUUGAAAAACUAUGCCAGGACAAUAAGGAUCUUAAGGAAUUGCUUAGCAGCUUCAUGGUUAAAGUAACUGAGCUAGAUAAAGAGCAUGCCUCUGUGUCAAGUCAUGUGUCUAGGCUGAUUUCUUCAUUUGAAAGGUUCUAUGAAAUGGCCCAAGAGGAGAAAAUGCUAAUGACAAGAUCUUCUAAGGAUAAAUUUGAACAUCUCCAAAGCCAGUAUGUAGAUUUGACGUCAGAAAACAAUGCUCUGAAAACUGAAAUUGAAGAACUGAAGUCCAGACUCAUAGAGUUGCAGAGAACUCAAGAAAUUGUUAUGGUUCAACAUGUUGAGGAAUGCCAAGUGGCUGAAGAUAAGAUCAGAAGAUUAGAGUCUGAAGCUGAAGUUUCUGCCUCCAACAUCAAUCAGUUAGAAAAAUUAGCUUCUGAACUACAAGGGAGAAUUCAAAAGUUGCUAGAAGAUUCUACCCUUGCUGAAAAUCACAAGCAAGAGUUGCUUCAAAAGAUUUUGAAGCUAGAAUCAGAUAAUCAGGAGCUUCUAGGCCAAGUGCAAUCCAUUAUGGAAGAGAAAUCUAAUAAUGCUGAAUCUCUGCAAGGAGAGAUAACUAAGCGUGACCAACAGGUUAAUACACUUGAGAAUCAGAUCAACCAGCUUCGCAGUGUUCUGGAUGAGAAGGAGCAACUCUAUCGUUGUUCUGUAGAAAGAGAGAAGAUUUUGGAGGACCAGAAAUUACAGGUCGAAGCAUCACUUUCUGCAACAGAGUGCCAACUUAGUGAGGCAAAAAAACAGUAUGAUCUCAUGCUUGAAGGUGAAAAGAUAGAGCUAUCCAAGCAUUUGGAAGAGCUAUCUCUCAAAAAUGACCUGGCGAUCAAUGAAAUCCGUAAGAAAUAUGAACUUGAAAAGACAGAAAUUACUAAUGCCGAAAAAGAAAAGGCAGAAAAGCUCAUAAGGGAAAUUGAAAACAAAUGCAACGAAAAGAUAUCACAGAACAAGCAUGAUUCUGAGAGGUAUUUGAUUUGCCUUAAGGAGGAACAUGGCACAAUGGUGGCGAGAAUUCAGCAGGAUAAUGAGCAUAAAGAGUCAAUUCUCCAGGCUCAUCACAAAGAAGAACUGCAGCGCAUUCAGUCUCAGGCUGAGAAUGAAUUGAGGGAGAGGCUGUCAUUGCUCAGAAAAGAGCAUGAACUUCAAAUAAAAUCACUAAGGAUGCAUCAUGAUGAAGAAUGCCAGAGGAUGCAGGAGGAACUGGAGCUUCAGAAGUCCAAGGAGGAGAAGCAAAGAGCAUUAUUACAAUUACAGUGGAAAGUAAUGGGAGAAAGUCAACAAGUUGAUCAAGAAGUGAACUCUAAGAAGGAAUACUCUGUUUCGUCGAUUAAGAGGAGAGAUCCAUAUGGAAGAAAAGAACAUGAGGUCCAGUUGGCAAGUCCGGAGACCAAACGGAAGGAUGUAAACUUACCUGGGAUUUUAGAAUCACCAAUUUCAAACAUGUUGAGAAAGGUAGACAAAGUGUCUCAGGACAUUCCUAAACAUAGAAAGGUAACACACCAUGAAUAUGAAGUUGAGACAGCAAAUGGAAGAAUCACAAAGCGCAGGAAAACUAGGAGCACUGUCAUGUUUGGUGAACCGAACACUCAGAAGUCUUUGCAUAAUACUGCUGACAAAGAUGUUACAAAAAUAAAAAAGGUUCCCACAGGAUCCCGUGCACAUCCUGCAAACCUUGGUGAAUUAUUCUCUGAGGGUUCCUUGAAUCCAUAUGCUGACGACCCUUAUGCUUUUGGCUAG
Miscanthus lutarioriparius is the source of this 2604-nucleotide messenger RNA. Lineage: Eukaryota; Viridiplantae; Streptophyta; Magnoliopsida; Poales; Poaceae. The record is from the annotation of a GenBank genome assembly.